UUCUAUUCUAUUUCUAUGGCCGUCGAAAGUUCAUCGACAACGUCAAGGCCAAAUGACGAUAGAUCCGCCAUCGUUUUCGGCGGUUUCACCCGGUCCAAGCAACCGUCGGUGAGGGAUGAUGGAGCCACCGUAUCACAGAUAGAAUGGUUUUCCAUUGAAGUCCCAGACGCAGACGCAGACGCAGACUCACACUGUCAAAAGCAAAAGCUGAAUCCGCUUUCGGUGAUGGAGAUUGAGAACGAGUGUUACUUUGCAGCAUUAGACUCCUCCAUCUAUUGUAUUAGCAGUCAUCACUAUCGUGAUCGAGUUCAGAUUUUCGACCUUACCGCUACAGGUGGUUGGCAGCCUGGUCCUCCAUCGAUUGUUAGUAGAGUCGGGCCACACAAGUUCGUCGUCGACGGAAAGUUGUACAUUUUAGGUGGUUUACGGGAAGUUGAGUCUCCCUGGAUGGAAGUUUUAGAUCCUAAAAUAGGAGUGUGGAAACCGUUACCCAAUCCUCCAGUGGAGGUUUGCGAUCAUAGUCGGAAUGUUGUCGCUCUUCUUCUUAAGCCCAAGAAGCAGAUUAUUGUCAGUUCACCCCUUAGUCAACGUACUUCUGUCUAUCUUCCUCUUGAAUGUCGUUUCCUCACAUACAGCAUCGAUGAUCAGUCUUGGGAACCAAUCGACACUUCCGUGUCCGUCUCCAAUCUACCUCCUCUUUGUGGUUACAGGCAGAGGACUAAUACUGCUUUAGCAGAUGGUGAUACUCUCUAUUGGGCUUCCUUCGAUCAGUUAGCUAGACAUGAAUUGGUUAUACACGCUUACAAUCUGAUUACUGAUGAGUGGUUCGAGGGCUAUCUCGACACUUGCGAUGAAAUUUUUGGGAAGAACGAAUUACUAGCUGAGCCUCAUCCUCACGGUCUUCUCCAUUUAGGUCAUAGUAAAUUCUGUCUUCUCUUGCAGUCCUCCUUCAUUCCUCAGAGGCAGAGGCGAGGUGAAAAGCGCAUUGAAAUUCCUUACUUGUAUUGUGUCACAAUUGUUGUUUCUAAAAUAUCUAACAUGGACCCAGACAAAGAAGGUUUCAAGGACCUGAAUAUUUCGGUUGUGGCCACCCACAAGUAUCCCAUGGAUCGCAGCAUAGAUAUCUUGGAUGCCCAGUUGCUCUGCAGGGAUCACUGCUCUUAUACAUCAAAGCAGAAGAAACCAAAGAUUUCAGAAGAUAAUUCUGAUGGUGAGUCUCUUCCUUUCAAGGAACAGUUUCAGCCAGUUAUUCCAACCCAGCAAGGACAGACAUGUGUUCCAUCGGCAUCUCAGCAGUUUCAGCCUAUGGUACAGGGGUUUCUCUCAAAUGUUGCAAUGCCUCCUAAUCUGAGUCAACCAAGUGUCCCUUCUGUAACAAAUCAUGUGCCUGGCCUGCCCAAUGAUAUUAGUGGAUUGUCCAAGUUCCAACCAACAUCUCAAAUGCUUGCACCUGGGCAACCUUGGUUAUCCUUUAAACGUCAGAGUGCAGCAUUUGCGACACCAGUACUGCAGACUGGUCAACAACCUUCAGUCAUCCCUUCUACAGAUUCUGCAGUAACUGUUCCUAGCCUUAAUCAACACUCCUCAUCUGAUUGGCAAGAGAUUAGAUAUUAUUACAACAAGAGGACAGGUGAGACUACCUGGGAUAAGCCACCAGAAUUGAUGGCCCCAAUUGAGAAAUUGCACAAAUGAAGAUUGGAUGAGAUUGAGGUAGAUGUUAUGAAUUUGGACAUCAACAAGGAAUCUAUGGGUGGUACUCUUGCACUCUGUUUUGGUUGCUCCAACUUGAUCAUAUGUGAUGCUUAACACUUGACGAGUUUUAUGGAACUUAUAUUUUAGUUGAACAAUGUUAGGUUGAAUUAUGAAACUUCAUUUGGGAUGUCAUAUUUAUAAAGGACUUUCUAGAUUGUAUGUUAUAAGCACUUUCAUGUAAUUAUGAACUUUUGGAUUGUAUGCUUUAAGUUGAACUUCGUAUUUUUCAA
This is a messenger RNA of Quercus robur (English oak), 1982 nucleotides long. RefSeq lists its product as uncharacterized. Bases 16 to 1692 code for a protein of 558 amino acids. Gene Ontology annotation, molecular function: protein binding. The transcript is spliced from 6 exons. The record is from RefSeq and is a predicted model, not a curated record. Lineage: Eukaryota; Viridiplantae; Streptophyta; Magnoliopsida; Fagales; Fagaceae.